AUGGGGUCAGUAAAGAGGAAAUCAUUGGAAAAGGGGACCGAGGAUUGCGGGACUCCGCCAACAAAGCAACAGAAGGGGGAUGAAUCGAUGGUGUUGGUGGACGAGCCAGUGGCCUGCCUUCACCACGUGUCGUAUCCUGAAGGGUACGUGCACCGUGCCAGUUUGGCUAACCAGGAACACUCAACGCCGGCCAAGGAAUUUCCAUUUACUCUGGACCCUUUUCAGCUAGAAGCCAUCAGGUGUCUUAACAGUGGCGAAUCCGUCAUGGUUUCUGCACAUACGUCUGCUGGGAAAACAGUGGUGGCACUGUACGCCAUAGCUAUGUCAUUGCGUAAUAAGCAACGUGUGAUUUACACUUCCCCCAUCAAGGCACUUAGUAAUCAGAAAUACAGAGAGUUCAAAGAGGAGUUUUCAGAUGUUGGGUUGAUGACAGGUGAUGUCACCAUCGACCCGAAUGCUUCUUGCUUGGUGAUGACCACAGAGAUCUGGCGAAGCAUGCAGUACAAAGGAUCAGAAGUUAUAAGGGAGGUAGCUUGGAUUAUUUUUGAUGAAGUUCAUUACAUGAGAGACAGAGAGAGAGGUGUUGUGUGGGAAGAAAGUAUUGUUAUGGCCCCAAAGAACUCUCGAUUUGUGUUUCUAUCUGCUACAGUGCCUAAUGCAAAGGAAUUUGCUGAUUGGGUAGCAAAGGUGCAUCAGCAACCAUGUCAUAUUGUCUAUACAGAUUAUCGACCUACACCUCUUCAGCAUUACAUAUUCCCUUCUGGAGGUGAUGGUCUAUAUUUAGCAGUGGAUGAGAAUGGUAAGUUCCGGGAAGACAGUUUUCAGAAAGCAUUAAAUGCAAUCAAUCCAAUGAGUGAAGACAAAAAGAAGGAGAACAGGAAAUGGCAGAAAGGUGCAGUUUUGGGUAAAUCGGGUGAAGAUAGUGAUAUAUUUAAAAUGGUGAAAAUGAUCAUUAUGCGUCAGUACGAUCCCGUAAUAUGUUUCAGCUUCAGCAAACGAGAAUGUGAAUUCCUCGCUAUGCAGAUGUCGAAAAUGGAUCUAAAUAGUGAGGACGAGAAAGUAAACAUUGAAAAUAUCUUCUGGAGUGCUAUGGACAUGUUGUCAGAUGAUGAUAAAAAGUUGCCUCAGGUCUCAAAUAUGCUGCCCUUGCUGAAAAGGGGAAUAGGUGUGCAUCACUCAGGUUUGCUUCCCAUACUAAAGGAAGUCAUUGAAAUUUUGUUCCAAGAAGGAUUCAUCAAGUGCUUGUUUGCUACAGAGACAUUCAGCAUAGGGCUGAACAUGCCUGCCAAGACUGUCGUCUUUACUAAUGUACGCAAAUUUGAUGGAGAUAAGUUUAGGUGGAUAUCUAGUGGAGAGUACAUACAGAUGAGUGGUCGUGCUGGUAGACGAGGAAUUGACGAACGUGGGAUCUGCAUCCUUAUGGUUGAUGAGAAACUAGAACCUUCGACAGCAAAAACAAUGUUGAAAGGAAGUGCAGACCCUUUAAACAGCGCAUUUCACUUAAGCUACAAUAUGCUUUUGAAUCAAAUACGAUCUGAAGAUGGUGAUCCUGAAAAUCUGCUUCGUAAUUCUUUCUAUCAAUUUCAAGCAGAUCGAUCCAUUCCGGAUCUCGAGAAACAAUCAAAAGCCCUGGAAAACGAGAGGGAUUCCAUUAUAAUAGAAGAGGAGGAUAGCUUGGACAAUUAUUAUUCUCUUCUGCAACAAUACAAAUCUUUAAAGAAGGACAUCCGUGACACAGUAAAUUCCCCAAAAUACUGCUUACCCUUUCUGCAACCUGGAAGGCUUGUUUCACUCCAAUGCACAAUAAAUGAUGAGGGUUCCUCGUCAUUCUCUUUAAAUGACGAGGUAACAUGGGGUGUUAUAAUAAAUUUCGAGAGGGUUAAAGUACCAUCUGAAGAUGAUGUCAUCGAGAAGCCAGAAGACGCAAGCUACACAGUGGAUGUUCUCACGAGAUGUAGAGUGCACAAGGAUGAAAUUGCUAAGAAAACAAUCAAGAUUCUUCCAUUAAAAGAUCCUGGAGAACCAGCUGUUAUUUCAAUUCCUAUUUCACAGAUUGAUAGCUUAAGUAGUAUCCGGUUAGUAAUACCGAAGGAUCUUCUGCCAUUAGAAGCUCGAGAAAACACGUUGAAAAAGGUGUGUGAAGUUCUCAAUAGAUUUGCAAAAGAAGGCAUGCCUCGUCUAGAUCCAGAAGAUGACAUGAAGGUUCAAAGCAGCUCGUACAAGAAGGCAUCACGAAGGAUAGAAGCACUGGAAAACCUUUUUGAAAAGCAUGAAAUUUCCAAAUCUCCACUGAUUGAGCAAAAGCUCAAUGUUUUGCAUAUGAAGAAAGAACUUACGGCAAAAAUCAAAUUAAUAAAGAGAACAAUGAAAUCUUCCUCGGUCUUGGCUUUCAAAGAUGAACUUAAAGCAAGGAAAAGAGUACUCAGGAGACUAGGAUAUAUUACUAGUGAUGACGUCGUGGAGUUGAAGGGGAAAGUAGCAUGUGAAAUCAGCAGUGCGGAUGAAUUGACUUUAACCGAACUUAUGUUCAGUGGGCUUCUGAAGGACAUAAAGGUGGAGGAGAUGAUAUCUCUCCUCUCAUGUUUUGUGUGGCAAGAAAAGCUUCAGGAAGCUCAAAAGCCUCGGGAUGAGCUUGAGUUGCUCUUCACACAAUUACAGGAUACUGCACGUAAAGUGGCUAAAGUUCAGCUUGAGUGCAAAGUCCAAAUUGACGUCGAGAAUUUUGUGAGUUCCUUUAGACCGGAUGUUAUGGAGGCCGUUUAUGCUUGGGCUCGCGGAUCCAAAUUUUAUGAAAUUAUGGAAAUGACACCGGUUUUUGAGGGCAGCUUGAUUCGUGCAAUCCGGAGACUGGAAGAAGUCCUUCAGCAACUGAUACAAGCAGCAAAGUCAAUUGGCGAGACGGAUCUUGAAACAAAAUUCGAGGAUGCCGUCACUAAGAUUAAAAGGGAUAUUGUCUUUGCAGCAUCAUUAUACUUAUAG
Molecule: messenger RNA, 2979 nt
Organism: Striga hermonthica
Lineage: Eukaryota; Viridiplantae; Streptophyta; Magnoliopsida; Lamiales; Orobanchaceae
Source: the annotation of a GenBank genome assembly